ACUACUAGAUAAAGAAUAUAAUUAUACUAUAAGCAAGUGAAUUGACAUUGCAAAAAAGGAUAGAAUAAAAGAAACAAUAAUAAUGGAUUCGAAUGAUCAACAGCAGCAAAAUCAACAGAAUAGUGGGACGAUCCAAGUUAUGCCAACAGUAUUAGCAAAUGGACAGCAGAUAUUUCUACAACAAUUGCAACAAACUCUAGGUGCUGGAAAUGGACAGCAGCAAUCAAUACAAGUUUUACCGAUACAAGCAAUAGGUCAACAAGGAGGAACAACGUUAAUAGUUCAGCCGCAAGUACAACCACAGCCUCAAAUUGUACAAUUAGCCGACGGACAGACGUUUAUUUAUCAGCCAAUGAUACCUGAUACAGCACAACCCCAAAUAGUUAAUAUUAAUGGAAACUUCUAUCAAAUUCCCGCCCAACAACAUCAACAACAAACGACAGCAAGUAUUCAAAGCUCUCCUGCAACGACCACGCAACAAAAUCAGCCUACACAGCAAGUCAUGAUGAUGACAUCGACGCAAAACAUCCCCACAAAUAAGCCUGAGCCUCAAAAUCCUGUUUCAGUUCCCCUAAACAAUAUCACAAUUAAUCCUUCAGCCGAUCCAAGUCCACCACCAUCUACGAGUACUGCUUCGCCUGUUCCAACCGUCGAAUCCGAAGAGGAACCACUCUAUGUUAAUGCUAAACAAUACAAACGAAUACUAAAGAGGCGAGCGGCUCGUGCGAAAUUGGAAGCACAAGGGAAAAUUCCAAAAGAGCGACCAAAAUAUCUCUACGAAUCAAGGCACCGACAUGCAAUGAAUAGAAACGCAGAGCUUCUGACUCUGACCUAUGGUGCUCUCGUGACUCAAAUGUUGAGAGAUUUUGAGAAUGUCGAAGAUGUCAACAAACAACUCGAGAGACUUGGAUAUAAUAUGGGAAUGAGAUUAAUUGAAGAUUACUUAUCCAAAACAAACUCAUCGCGUUGUCUCGACAUGAGAGAUACUGCUGAAAAAAUACAGGCUGCAUUCAGAAUGUAUUUAAACGUGCAACCAACAAUCUCGAAUUGGGCUGCAUCAGGCGAUGAAUUUUCUCUCAUUUUUGACAAUAAUCCAUUAACGGAAUUUGUUGAAUUACCAUCAGACUUAACGAAUCUUCGUUAUUGCGGUAUUAUUAAUGGAUGCAUUCGAGGUGCUCUAGAAAUGGUUCAAUUGGAAGUGCAAUGUUGGUUUGCUCAGGAUCAAUUAAAGGGCGAUUCAUCCACAGAAGUUCGUGUUAAGUUUAUUCGCAAAAUGGAUGAUCAAAUGCCUGGAGAAGAUUAAGUUAUUCCAUUCCAAAAAAUAAAAUAUAAAUAACUAGCUUCUUA
Molecule: messenger RNA, 1347 nt
Organism: Chironomus riparius
Lineage: Eukaryota; Metazoa; Arthropoda; Insecta; Diptera; Chironomidae
Source: the annotation of a GenBank genome assembly